Messenger RNA from Penicillium psychrosexuale, 531 nucleotides. RefSeq lists its product as uncharacterized. The record is from RefSeq and is a predicted model, not a curated record. The transcript has 3 exons. Bases 1 to 531 code for a protein of 176 amino acids. Gene Ontology annotation, biological process: spliceosomal complex assembly; regulation of mRNA processing. NCBI's taxonomy places the organism in Eukaryota, Fungi, Ascomycota, Eurotiomycetes, Eurotiales, Aspergillaceae.
AUGGGCCAAGCUCAAGCUGUACGGGGCACUCGACAUACCUGUGCUCCCCUUCUUGGGAAAGCUCUAGGUCUACCCCUGUCUUCGAUUUUUCCUCGUCGCCGAAUGUUCUUACCUAGUCCCUGCCACAUAACAAGUGCAACUCGUCGGACAUGUCAAUCGAAAUCUACCCCGAGAGUCUUUCCUUCUUCCGGAUUCACUUUGCUCGAUCCGUCUCUAGAGAUCGAAGAGGAGACUCUACCAACAUAUUAUCCCGAAAAAUACCAAGUCCUUGCAAAGUUGGGCUAUGGGGUGACAUGUACUGUUUGGUUCGCCCGAGACUUGAUCGAUUCGAAAUAUGUUGCUCUAAAGAUCUAUGUGCUUGGCCAAAAUCGAGACCAUGAGCUUGGCAUAUAUGAACGUCUAAACUCAGUCGAAUCCAAUCACCCGGGCAAAAGAUUCAUUCGCAAGCUUUUGGGUCACUUUUAUACUGAUGGUCCUCACGGUCGUCACAUCUGCCUUGUUCAUGAGCUCCUAGGAAUAAGUGCAGGUUGA